Cloeon dipterum is the source of this 1053-nucleotide messenger RNA. RefSeq names its product phosphatidate cytidylyltransferase, mitochondrial. NCBI's taxonomy places the organism in Eukaryota, Metazoa, Arthropoda, Insecta, Ephemeroptera, Baetidae. The transcript has 3 exons. Bases 14 to 988 code for a protein of 324 amino acids. Gene Ontology annotation, biological process: CDP-diacylglycerol biosynthetic process; cardiolipin biosynthetic process. The record is from RefSeq and is a predicted model, not a curated record. Gene Ontology annotation, cellular component: mitochondrion. Gene Ontology annotation, molecular function: phosphatidate cytidylyltransferase activity.
GUCGGCGGUGAGUAUGGAGGCGGCCCUCGGACGAAUCGUGAGGCUGCUGCCCCGCGAGUUGACCCUUUGCUUUGCAUACGGAUCGGGGGUGGUUCGGCAAGCGGGACAGACUGGGCCGAAGGUUCUCGACGUGGUGGUCGCGGCGCCAAACGCUUUGCUCUUCCACUUGGAAAACAUGCGGCUCAACCCGCACCACUACUCCUCGGUGCGGCACUUUGGGCCGGGGCUGGCCGCCCGGGUGCAGGAGUCGGGCGCCGCCGGCCUCUACUACAACACCCUGCUACCCUUGGGAAACAGCGAAGGCCGCAUGUUUAAAUACGGCGUCGUGUCGGCGCCCACCCUGAUCGGCGACUUGCUCGAUUGGAACGCCCUGUACCUUGCCGGACGCUUGCACAAGCCCGUCUCCCUUCUCAAGGAGCCCGAGGCGCCGGACUUGGCCAGGGCGUUGCGGCAGAACCUCCACAGCGCCCUUCACGCCGCCCUCUUGCUGUUGCCAGAGACUUUUUCUGAAAAGGAACUGUACAUGGCAAUAACAAACUUAUCUUACGACGGCGAUUUUCGAAUGAUCGUUGGCGAGAACCCCAACAAGGUCAAGAACAUCGUCGAAGGCCAGAUGGAGCUCUUUAGCCAGCUGUACGCGCCAGUCGUGGCUGCUCAAUCGAAUUAUGUUGAGAUCUCGAACGGUGAAGGGUGCCAAGACACUAGUGCCACAGGAAAGCUGUACCAUCUGACCCAGCUUCCGAGAAUGCCUCAGGUGCUCUUAGCUCGUAAUUGGAACCAGCAGUCGAGGAGGAAGCUGGACUCGGAGGACACGCUGCUCGCCCUUGCUCACAGUGCAGACACUGACAUUGCCUUGAGAAAAGUGCUGAGACAGAUAGUGUGGAAUUCUAGUGUUGGGCAGGCAUUGAAAGGCAUCAUCACAGCAGGGCCAAUCAAGUCGAUCAAAUAUUCCAUGGCCAAAAUAGCAAAGAUGUGGCAGAAAAAUUAGAUAGAUUAGACAGACUGAAUAUUCAAUUAAUUGUUAUGUUAUUAAAACGUUGAUAUCUUAAAUAA